Antrostomus carolinensis (chuck-will's-widow) is the source of this 1317-nucleotide messenger RNA. Its product is annotated as small G protein signaling modulator 3 homolog. The record is from RefSeq and is a predicted model, not a curated record. The transcript is spliced from 10 exons. The annotation marks the transcript as partial. NCBI's taxonomy places the organism in Eukaryota, Metazoa, Chordata, Aves, Caprimulgiformes, Caprimulgidae. Gene Ontology annotation, biological process: regulation of GTPase activity. Gene Ontology annotation, molecular function: small GTPase binding; GTPase activator activity.
AGGCAGUGGCUGUGGAUUCUGGGACAGCUGCUUUCUCUUCACAGAGCUGGAUAGUGACUUCUCACCUCUGAGAACAGCAUUUCUGGACCUGCUGGCAGCCUUUGCUACUCAGCCUUACCUAACACAAUGUCAGGCCAUCACACUCCCUCUGCUGGGGGUCCCUUCUCGGCACUUACUCCCAGCAUUUGGCCCCAGGAGAUCCUGGCAAAAUACACACAGAAAGAAGAAUCCAUGGAGCAGCCAGAGUUCCGCUAUGAUGAAUUUGGUUUCCGAGUUGAUAAGGAAGAUGGUGCUGAGCCAAACUCCAGCAAGCUUCUGGGGGUCCCACUGACGGAGGAGCCACAGCAGAGGCUCAAGUGGCAGGCUCAUCUGGAAUUCACACACAACCAUGACGUGGGUGACCUCACCUGGGAUAAAAUUGAGGUCACUCUACCACAUUCAGACAAGCUGCGCUCCCUGGUGCUAGCUGGCAUCCCACACAGCAUGAGGCCACAGCUGUGGAUGCGCCUGUCGGGGGCCUUGCAGAAGAAGAGGAAUUCAGAGAUGUCAUAUCGGGAUAUCGUGAAAAACAGCUCUAACGAUGAAACUAUUGCUGCCAAACAGAUUGAAAAGGACUUGCUCCGCACAAUGCCCAGCAAUGCCUGCUUCUCCAACAUGAACAGUAUUGGGGUGCCACGGCUGCGCAGGAUACUACGGGGACUUGCCUGGCUCUAUCCAGAGAUUGGAUAUUGCCAAGGCACUGGCAUGGUGGCUGCCUCUCUGCUGCUCUUCUUAGAGGAGGAAGAUGCCUUCUGGAUGAUGUGUGCUAUCAUUGAGGAACUGGUUCCUGCCUCCUACUUUAGCACCACCCUGAUGGGCGUGCAGACUGACCAACGUGUCCUGCGACAGCUCAUCGUGCAGUACUUGCCCCGCCUGGACAAGCUGCUCCAGGAGCACGACAUCGAGCUUUCCUUGAUCACCUUGCACUGGUUCCUCACCUCUUUCGCUAGUGUUGUCCACAUCAAGCUGCUGCUACGUAUUUGGGACCUCUUCUUCUAUGAAGGCUCUCUGGUGCUGUUCCAGCUCACUUUGGGCAUGCUUAGUAUGAAGGAGGAUGAGCUAAUCCAGUCCGAGAACUCUGCCUCUAUCUUCAACACGCUCUCGGACAUCCCAAGUCAGAUUGAAGAUGCAGAUGUGUUGCUGCGGGAGGCCAUGCGCGUGGCUGGCUCACUGACAGAUGUGGCGGUGGAGACCCAGCGUCGCAAACACUUGGCCUACCUCAUUGCUGACCAAGGGCAGCUGCUCAACUCCACCACCACUGUCAACAGUUUAUCCAAA